This is a messenger RNA of Spea bombifrons (plains spadefoot toad), 2832 nucleotides long. It is a transcript of the gene NCSTN, whose product is annotated as nicastrin. The record is from RefSeq and is a predicted model, not a curated record. NCBI's taxonomy places the organism in Eukaryota, Metazoa, Chordata, Amphibia, Anura, Pelobatidae. Bases 31 to 2169 code for a protein of 712 amino acids. The transcript has 17 exons. Gene Ontology annotation, biological process: Notch receptor processing; protein processing. Gene Ontology annotation, cellular component: membrane.
CUCAGGGCGGAAGUAGCCAAGCAGGUGAUCAUGGCGGCGGCUGGUACACUGGAAAGAAUGGUGGGAGAGGCCUGGCAGGGAUGGAGGCGCCUGGGACUCGCCCUGGUGAUUUUAGCUGGUUUUUGUCAUGGAAAUUCCGUGGAGAGAAAGAUCUACGUCCCUCUGAACAGUACGACGCCGUGUGUCCGGCUCCUCAAUGCCACUCAUCAGAUCGGGUGCCAGUCCUCCAGGAAUGGAGACACCGGGGUGAUCCACGUGGUGGAGAAGGAAGAGGACUUGGCGUGGGUGGUAGAGACUGGACGCACCCCUCCGUACAUGGUUCUGCUCGAGGGCAAUCUGUUCACCAAGGACACGAUGCAGAAGUUGAGAGGAAGCUCUCGAGUCUCCGGCAUAGCCGUCACGCUUUCCAAACCCAGUCCGCCUUCUGGAUUUUCUCCAGACCUGCGAUGCCCAAACGAUGGCUUUGGCGUGUACACCAGCGAUCACGGCGCUCAGUACGCUCACUGCAACAAGACCGUCUGGAACCCUCUGGGAAACGGCUUUUCCUACGAGGAUUUUGAGUUCCCAAUUUUUCUGCUCCAGGAUGAGAAUGAAACGGAGGUCAUCAAACAGUGCUACAGAGACCACAACAUCCCUCGGAACGGCAGCGUCCCCGCUUACCCUCUGUGUGCCAUGCAGCUCUUCUCACACAUGCACGCCGUCACCAGCACCGCCACCUGCAUGAGGAGGAACUCCAUACAGACGUCUUUCAGCAUUAACCCAGAAGUGGUGUGCGACACUCUAGCCGGGUACAACGUAUGGAGCGCCCUCCGACCCGUCAACGUCUCCGGCACCCUGGAUCCAGAAGAUCAAGUCAUAAUUGCAGCAACAAGGAUGGACAGCCGCUCCUUCUUCUGGAACCUGGCCCCGGCGGCGGACAGCACGGUCUCCGGACUGGUUGCCCAGCUGGCUGCUGCAGAAGCUCUUCAUAAGUUGCCUGACGUACAGUCGCUGCCCAGGAACAUCAUGUUCACGUUCUUCCAAGGGGAGGCGUUUGAUUACAUUGGCAGCUCCCGGAUGGUCUACGACAUGGAGAAAGGACGCUUUCCCGUUAAACUCGAGAACAUCCAUUCGUUUGUCGAGCUCAAUCAGGUAGCAUUGAGAAAUAAUUCGAACCUGUGGCUUCACACCGACCCUGUAUCCCGGAAUAACGUGACUGUGAAUACGGAGGUACAGCAGCUGGUCCAGGCCCUGCUCAACACCAGCGUGGCCAACGUCACCGUACAGGAAGUGGACCAAUCCCAGCCUCUUCCUCCAGCUUCCUUUCAGCGCUUCUUGAGGGUCCGAAACAUCCCAGGGGUGGUGCUGACCGACCAUCAGGGGGCUUACAGCAAUAAAUAUUUCCACAGCAUGUACGACACGGCCGACAGCAUCCACAUGGAUUAUCCGGAUGGUCUGUCUAAAGAGGAGGCGCUGGAGUACGUUACAGAAGCCGCAAAGUCUCUUGCAGACGUGGCUUCUGUGUAUGCCACCGCCCUGUACCGGCUGGCUGGAGGGAAUGACACGUCCGCCAUCAAGGCAGAUCCCAAAACGGUCACCAAGAUGCUCUAUGGAUUUCUGAAGAUGUCCAACAACAGCUGGUUUCAGUCCAUUAUUAAGGCGGACUGGAAGAGCAUUCUGGAAGAGACUCCGUCUCAGUAUUAUGUGACUGCCAACUUACAAGGCACCAGACCGUCCCCCAACAACUCCACCCGCUUCCUGCUGUCUGUGCUGGCCAACCUCACCGGGACGGUGGUCAACUACACCAAGGAGGAGUGCCAGAGACCCGAGAAGGCCGCCGAUUCCAGGAGAGAACUGUAUGAUUACUACUGGGUGCAGGGUCCUCUUGAUGGUAACAUGACCUCCAGGCUCCCAUACUGCGUGAGGACCACCAUCCACAGCCACCUGGCGGAGUCUCCUGCCUUUGAACUGGGGCAGUGGGAUUCUACGGAAUACUCCACGUGGACGGAGAGCCGCUGGAAGGAGAUCAGGGCCCGCAUCUUCCUGGUUCCCAGUCACCAGUUAGAGGUCAUCACACUGGUCGUAGGCAUCGCCAUUUUCCUCGUAUCUCUCGCCGUCACAUACUUCAUCAACGCCAAGGCAGACGUUCUGUUCUCCAGCAGUCAAGACACGGGGGACGUGGCCUACUGAAGCCUGCGAUCGGGGAGGACUGAAAGCUGGCACUGGCUGGGCACCGAUGCCGUUGCCGCUUCAUUAAACAGCCACACUGGAGGAAUAUAGGACUUUUUUUUUAAUAUACAUAAAUAGCGGUUGAUGCAGCAUUUUCACAAUUUACGGAGAAACAUACUAUUUUUCUCCUAAAAACCAAAAUGUGAAAGGCUGCGUAUGGAUGAGUGUCUUGAAAAGAGAACGUUUAGCCAUUACACGGUUUCUUGUGACCAAACGUGGCCUUCGAUUGGCUUCUUCGUAAGAUGGAAGACUUGGGAGUUUUGAAAAUAUGGAGGGGUUUCCAAUGCAAGAGCAGGGGCUAAAUGAUCCUUCUUCACCGGAAAGCCAAACGCUGCAUUGUGAGCCGUCCCCGUUAACUCCCCGCGUCCGAUUAAAUAUAUUACUCCGGUUCGGAUCAAUAUUCAAAAAUUACAGAGUUUUAUAAAUAUUGCAUCGCGUUUUUUGGGGGGUUAAUCCCUUUUUUGUAUGUUCUGCACUCUCAGGUAUGAGCCACUGAAUUUAAGAAUAAGAAACAUAGGUAAGGUUUUGAAUUCCAGAUUUCUUCUGAUCUCAUUAAAUUCCCAGAAGAAAGAAUUAUUGGGAAUAUCUCGUGAUUUUAUAGUUUAAUUCAUCUCGCGUUCUUAA